Messenger RNA from Prunus armeniaca (apricot), 219 nucleotides. The record is from the annotation of a GenBank genome assembly. Lineage: Eukaryota; Viridiplantae; Streptophyta; Magnoliopsida; Rosales; Rosaceae.
AUGCUUCAUGGAGGAGAUCUGCACAGUUCGAACAGCUAUCAGAAUAAGAGUGAACUGGAGUUUGUCCCAGUUGAACUCCCUCCGAUAGUUAAGUCAGAAGUGGUUAAUAGGUGGAGAAACAUGAAUGUAAGGUUUGCAAGGUAUAGAUUACAAAGGGAAGGAAAGGAGCUCGAAUGGGAAAGGGAGAGAGGAAGAGAUGGAGAAAAGGAAGGAUAUUGA